AUGAAACUUGGAAUUAUUGGCUGCGGUAACAUGUGCGAGUGCAUCCUUGCUGGACUUAUUUCGAGCAAGGAGUACGCCCCAGACUCCAUCUACGUCUUUAACCGAACUGCCACGACUGUCAAGCGUUUGUGUCAGCAGUAUGGGGUUCAGGCUGGCGAGGACGCGUUGGACGUGGCCAGGAAGUCGGAUAUCAUUAUGCUUGGAGUUAAGCCGUAUGCCACUUGCUCGGUGGCGGAGAUGAUACGGGACGUCGUGACGGAAGACAAAAUCGUCCUCUCCAUUGCGGCAGCCAUUACGAUUGCGUCAAUCGAAAAGGCAUUGGUGCAUCGUCGAAAGGUUGUGCGCGUGAUGCCGAAUGUCCCGGCGCGUGUGGGGGCCGGUGUCACAUCUGUCACACCAAACGCGGUGAUGACCCCCGGCGAUACGGAGCUGAUUCUGAAGAUGUUCCGCACGGUGGGGGUGGUGGCGCAGGUGGAGGAGUCGCAGAUCCACGCUGUGGUUGCCGUGGCCGGCUCAGCCCCCGCCUACGUCUUUAUGUUUAUGGAGGCGAUGGGUGACGCAGCCGUGCAUGGUGGCCUGUCACGGGACAAGGCAUACGCAUUUGCGGCGCAGACGGUGAUGGGAGCGGCGAAAAUGUUGCAGGAAGGUGGAGUGUCACCUGCACAGCUGAAAGACAUUGUAUGCUCGCCCGGUGGUACGACCAUCGAGGCGGUGCGGUGCCUUGAAAAGGGUGGUAUGCGUUCCGCCGUUAUUGAGGCCAUGCUCGCAUGUUCUGACCGCUCCAAAGAGUUGGAGGCCAAAUUGAACUAA
Trypanosoma conorhini is the source of this 810-nucleotide messenger RNA. RefSeq names its product pyrroline-5-carboxylate reductase. The record is from RefSeq and is a predicted model, not a curated record. Gene Ontology annotation, molecular function: pyrroline-5-carboxylate reductase activity. The transcript has a single exon. NCBI's taxonomy places the organism in Eukaryota, Euglenozoa, Kinetoplastea, Trypanosomatida, Trypanosomatidae. Bases 1 to 810 code for a protein of 269 amino acids. Gene Ontology annotation, biological process: L-proline biosynthetic process.